AUGGAUUUGAAUCAUUAGAAAGAAGUUUUUGAUGCUUCAGAGAGGAAUAAACAGGAGAUAGAAAAUAAAAGAGCUGUACUAGCAGAAAUGAAAGAGGAGUUAAAUGGCAUCUAUGAAUUUAAAAAAGUUCGAUUGCAGAUUUAGGAAGAGGUCUAAAAUCUAAGAGAUCUGUUGAAUAAUGAGAGAUAAAGACACGAAGUCGUCUUAAAUGAGAUUGAGAAUGAUAAGGUGUAAAGAAUGGAAAAAAUGCGAAAAGACAUGCUUUUAAGAGUCAAAGAAGUUAAAACUGCCAUGCUUAAUUUAACUGAGGACAAACUGCAAGGAACAACAAGACUGACCAUUAAGCAAAACAAAUAAUUGACAAGUGAGUUAGAGUAUCAAUCUAAGCAGACUGAGCAUCUAAUGUUUCAAAACUUUCAAAUGUAAAAUGAGAUAAAGAAUUUGAUCAAGGAUAAAUAAAUUCAUGAGGAAGUAGAGAAAGAACUGGCUAAAAGAUCGCACUUCUGCUAGAAAGUUAUAGAGAAGUAUAAAGAGCAGAUAGCAGAUUUAAAAGCUUAAAUAAAAGAUAUUUAGGAGGACAAAUUCAGUAGAUUCAACAAAAAUAAUUAGGGGCUGAAUGACCUAAAUUCAAAUGAUAAUCAAGAUCUAAUGAACUUUUUAGAGAAAAGAAUAAGUGAUAUAGAUGGAAAAUUGAGAUUAGCCUAAGUUGAUUAAGAAUCACUCUAGGAUGAAUAUUAAUUUAUGUAGGAAAAAUUGGAAAAAGAAAAAAAGAAAUAUGAAAAGCUAGCAAUGAUUUUAACUGAGUACCUUGAUGAAGUGUUAUCUGAAAAUGAGGGUCUCAUUUAGGAAAAUCAAGACAUACAUCUAGAUGUUGAGUCAAUAAAAGAAUAUGAUAAGAUAGAAGAUGUACCUGCUAAAGAUCGUGUAGCACUAUUAUUAGUACUUCUUAAGUAGUUAUAACCUUUACUUACAGAUUUACCGAAAAAUAUAAUGCAAUCUUCAAGAAAUAAAGACCUAAGUCAAGCUACUAUAGAUCUACCUAUUAAUAGAAGCAUGACUCUAAUUAAUAAGCCAAUAAUUAGCACUUAACAAAAACUUAACUUAAAAUCAUAGCUAAAUAGAUACUCUAAUAUCAAAGGCAGUCAAUCAUCAGUAUCCCCAUUCAAUAAUUUUAACAGUAAAUCUCCCUAUUCCAAUAAUAAUAUUUACAAUGACUCUACACAAUUAGAUCAUGAUACUUCUCGCAACUACUCUAAUAAUACUCAUCUCAAAAGCAAACUACUAGAUAGAAGUGCAUAAAACAUUCAUGAUAGUAGUUUUACGGAUCAAAAAAAGAUUAAGUUAUUUGCAAGAAACCAAAGAGUCUUUUAGACUCAAAACAAUUAGAAACCUACUUCAAUUAAUAAUUAGAAAUAUGUCCUGAAUAAUUAGCUUAGCUCUGGAGCCUAUACAACAAGCGCAUCAGUUUAAUAAAUACAUUCUUAAAGUUUAAUCUAGCUUAAGAAGGGAAAUUAGCCCAGUGAUUCUAUAUUACAAGCUUAUAGCAACUAUGGAAUGCGAAAUAAACUAAAAGAUAUUGAAAAUAAGAUUAACUCAGCUGAGGUAUCAUAGUUUAGCUCAAUAAAGAAAUAAAAAUAAAUUGAUGGCAAUAAAAGUAGUUUAGAGCUUGGAUCACAUUCAUUAGGAAACUUACCAAAAUUAAAUAAUAGUUUCAUGUGA
Messenger RNA from Stylonychia lemnae, 1719 nucleotides. NCBI's taxonomy places the organism in Eukaryota, Ciliophora, Spirotrichea, Sporadotrichida, Oxytrichidae. The record is from the annotation of a GenBank genome assembly.